CCACCAUUUUUUGAGUUUUCAAUAGAUCUUUGCCUGUUCGUUUUACCUUUUCGGGCUUUUCUUUCGUUUAAAUUUUGUGGGUCUGUUCGAUUACUGGGUGUUUCUCAGUGAGAAGAUUCAAUUUUGGGAAAAAUAAAAUAAAGUUGAAGAAAUAUGAAAUCUGGAAAGGGUCAUCAGGAUGAGGAGGAGGAGGAGGAGGAGGACAAAGAGUUCGGUGAAAGACACUACACUCCAUCCGCCAAUAACGCCAAAGAUAAGAAGAACAGUGACAAGGCUAAUGCUAUACGGUCGAAGCACUCAGUUACAGAGCAGCGGCGGAGGAGUAAGAUCAAUGAGAGAUUUCAGAUAUUGAGAGAACUGAUACCACACAGUGACCAGAAGAGAGAUACUGCCUCAUUUUUAUUAGAGGUGAUUCAGUAUGUUCAGUUUUUACAGGAAAAGGUACAAAAGUAUGAGGUCAUAUCAACCUUGGAGUUCGGAGCCCACAAAGCUGAUGCCAUGGAGAAACAGUCAUUGGCGUGUCCAAAGUUUUGUUGGCCAGGCACAAACCGUGAGAAUGGUUCUGGUCCGGGUUCAAUAUUUCCUGGAAGAUUUGAUGAAAAUAGUGGUGCGGUCCCGUCAACUGUGGAACCUUGUCAGCAGAAUCCUAUUGAAUCUGAUCAUGUUAGGGAUACCUCCUGUAGGCCAAUAGACCUGCAGACUGAACUUCCUAUCAAAGCAAUGGGCAUGGCCGAACUGCAAGCAACCUUGCCAAUUUCCGUUGCAAAUGAUGGUGCAUUCUCCCACACGUUACACGGGCCACCUCCAAAUGCGCAGUCAACAGAAUGUCCUAGCGCUGCUGAUCCUCUGAACCCCCAAGAUGAGUUGGCAAUUCAGGGGGGGACAAUCAGCAUCUCAAGCGUUUACUCCCAAGGGUUAUUGAAUUCAUUGACCCAAGCACUUCAGAGCACAGGUGUAGAUCUGUCUCAAGCCAGCAUCUCAGUCCAGAUUAAUCUUGGAAAGCGAGCAAACAGAGGAUCCAACCCAGGGAUAUCAAUUCCUAAGGUGUGCACUGUGCAGUAUGUCAUUCAGAUAGAGGCAAUUAUUUUUACGCCAACUCCACGAUCAUUAGGGAGUCCUAUGCCUCAAACAAAUUUGUCUCUGUUUCAAUUUCUCUCACGAUCAGUUUUACAUGACUAUCAUGGUAUGGUAUUCCCAUGCCCUCCAGCAACCAAGCAGUCGGAACCUUUCAAGAUGCCUGCAACAGUGAAGACUUGGAUCAAGCUCAAAAAAGGCGCAAGAUCUGAAUAAUACGAUGGUAGCUUCAAAAAGCAUCUAGUCCAGCAUGAGUUUGUUUCAUCCUCUCGCUAAAGUAAUUAUUCAUUGUAUAUUUGUUGUUUCUUGAGUUUUUGGUUUUAAUAUAUGGUUGACGGUAUUCAUAUUCA
Sesamum indicum (sesame) is the source of this 1424-nucleotide messenger RNA. Lineage: Eukaryota; Viridiplantae; Streptophyta; Magnoliopsida; Lamiales; Pedaliaceae. The record is from RefSeq and is a predicted model, not a curated record.